Messenger RNA from Macadamia integrifolia, 3530 nucleotides. RefSeq names its product DNA repair protein RAD5B. Gene Ontology annotation, molecular function: ATP-dependent chromatin remodeler activity; nucleic acid binding; ATP binding. The transcript is spliced from 18 exons. The record is from RefSeq and is a predicted model, not a curated record. Bases 105 to 3374 code for a protein of 1089 amino acids. NCBI's taxonomy places the organism in Eukaryota, Viridiplantae, Streptophyta, Magnoliopsida, Proteales, Proteaceae.
CUUUUUUCCUUUUUUUUUUUUUUUUUUUAUUUUAUCAAAUCCCAGUCACUUCCCUUUCCGAACUCUCUUCGCAGUUGAUACUGACCGUUUUUAGUUUUUACGAUAUGGCGACAAUUAUACUCGACGAUGAACAGAAAGUCAAGAUGAUCCGGACGGUUCUGGGAGCCGAAGUGCCAGAAUCAGAGAUCCUCCAAGCAUUUUUAGUCUGUGGAAACAGACCAGAUGCAGUUAUAAGUCACAUGCUCGAUACUCCUGGGUUUCCAAAUCCGCCGGUGGAUGUGAAGCGGACGAGUACGGGAGCCCGGAUCUCUACCCAGAUAAAGGAAAAGAUGCCAGCAGAUUCUGCCGGAGCUGAUCCCAUUAAAGUGUUGGACCCAAAGGCUGAAGUGAAGAUGGAAGAGCUUGCAAUGGGUUUCGAGAAGAACCCUGACAACGAGUUGGAGACGAAGAUCAGAGUAAAGGAGGAACCACUCGAUGUGGGUUGUGCAAGUUCCAGCGAUCCACUCGAUGCUCAACAUGUUAAAGGGCAUAAGUCAGUUUUUGAGAAGAACUUAGCAAAGUUGUUGGAGAGGAAGAGUAGAGUAAAGGAGGAAGAUCUCGAUAAAGGUUGUGAGAAGAACCCUAUAAAUUUAGAAAGUAAACGACAAACGGCUAACACUCGUCUUCCAUGGGUUCCUUCUCGUGUCAAGCAAGAAAGCCCCAUUUCGAGUCCAGAUGUAGAGGAUGGCGAGUUCCCAGAAGAAGCAGACUGGUUUCUGGUGGGGAUGACUUCUGUCACGGGGUUUUCUACGUGCAAAAGGAAGAGAUUGGAGUUCAAUGAGAUCGUUCAUUUUGCUCUCCCUAAGAGAUUUUCAGACAUUGUUCGCUUCUCAACCAAACGAUCAGGGGAGAUUGGGAGGAUGGCGAUGGAUUGGGCAAAAUGCAUCGUCCCCCUUGUUAGUUCUACCAAGGUGAAGUUAUGUGGUCGUUUCGUGGGCACACCUUCUGUCCUUAGGCUGAUGCAAGAAAUCCCAUUAUACUUGAGUUUUUAUGUGCAUCAUUCAAUUUUGGGCCAGGGGGAUCCGUCUUCAUGGAAUAUUAUAGAACCAUCUAUGUCAUACUCAACUUCUGGGCCUCUCCUAAAUUUGUUCCAGCUGUUGAAUAUCAAACCAUUUCAGCAGGCAGAAUUCACACCAGAGGAGCUUGAUAGUCGAAAACGCAAGUUAAAUCUGAAAGGGGAUUCGGAUCUCUUUUCGAGCACCAAAAGAAGAAAGGGCAGUCAACAGGUUAGCGAACCAAACAAUGAUGAACAAGCUAUCUCAGAGUCAGCAUUGAACAAGCUUGUUGGUACAGCAGAUGUAUACAACUUGCAGGAGAUGGAACCCCCGAUCACACUAAAUUGUAAUUUAAAGCCAUACCAGAGACAAGCUCUCCACUGGAUGUCAGAAUUGGAGAAGGGCUUAGACGUCGAGGAGGCAGCAAAAACACUACAUCCAUGCUGGUCAGCUUAUCGUGUCUCUGACAGGAGAGCUCCUUCAAUUUAUGUGAACAUCUUCUCAGGGGAAGCAACUGCUCAAUUCCCUAGGGCAACUCAGAUGGCUAGAGGAGGAAUUUUAGCAGAUGCUAUGGGGCUUGGGAAGACUGUGAUGACAAUUGCUCUUAUACUUGCAAUGCGAGGCAAGGGUAUCCCCGUUGAUCAAAAGCCCACCACACAUCGUGCAGAUGAUACUGAGAAUAAAAUGAAGGUCUCUCAAAAGAAGGCCAAAACAAUAGUAAAAGGGGGCACUCUUAUUGUCUGCCCUAUGGCAUUGUUAAGCCAGUGGAAGGAUGAGCUUGAAGCCCAUUCGAAGCCAGGCUGUAUUUCAGUUGUUGUCCACUAUGGUGGUGAUAAGAGCAUCAACCCCAAAGUGUUUUCAGAACCUGAUGUGGUCUUGACAACGUACGGAGUCUUAAGUUCCGCUUACAAACAAGGUCCGGAAUUAAGCAUUCUCCACCGAGUAGAGUGGUUCAGGGUGGUGCUUGAUGAAGCACACACAAUUAAAUCCUCAAAGACCCUUGUUGCUCAGGCAGCCUUUGCAUUAUCCUCACAUUGCAGGUGGUGUCUGACAGGAACUCCUCUCCAGAACCGUUUGGAAGACCUCUACAGCCUUUUGUGCUUUUUGCACGUUGAGCCAUGGUGCAACUGGGCCUGGUGGAAUAAAUUCAUUCAAAGGCCUUAUGAAAAUGGCGAAGAAAGAGGCUUGAGAUUGAUUAAGGCUAUCCUUAGGCCACUGAUGCUAAGGAGAACCAAGGAAUCAAAAGACAAAUACGGGAGGCCCAUACUGGUUCUCCCACCUGUUGAGAUCAAAACCGUUGUGUGUGUACAAUCUCAAGUUGAACGGGAUUUCUAUGAUGCCCUCUUUAAGAGAUCAAAGGUCCAGUUUGACAAGUUAGUGGCACAAGGCAAGGCGCUCCACAAUUAUGCAAAUAUUCUUGAGCUUCUACUCCGAUUGAGGCAGUGCUGCAACCACCCAUUUCUUGUCAUGAGCCGAUGUGAUACCAAAAGCGAGCGGUAUGCAGAGUUGGACAAGCUUGCAAGGCGGUUCCUUGAAGGCAACUCUAAUCGAUCCAACCGGAAUCAGAUAGUCCCAACUCGAGCUUAUGUUGAAGAGGUUGUGGAGGAUAUCCGUCAGGGCAAAAACACCGAGUGCCCAAUCUGCCUAGAGUUUCCAGAUGAUCAUGUACUCACUCCAUGUGCACACGGGAUGUGUAGGGAGUGUCUGCUCAAGAGCUGGCCAGCCCAAGAAGGAGGUGUCUGCCCAAUUUGUAGGACGUCGUUGAAGAAGAGUGAACUCAUAACAUGCCCAUUAGACAACCAGUUCUGGAUUGAUAUUGAGAACUGGAAGGAAUCAUGCAAGGUUUUGAAGCUCCUUGAUUGCCUGGAGCUUGCAUCUAGUACUGGUGAAAAGAGCAUUAUCUUUAGUCAAUGGACUUCUUUUUUUGAUCUGAUACAGACCCCUCUGGAGAACAAAGGAAUUAAGUUCUUAAGGUUUGAUGGAAAAGUGGAUCAAAAGCAAAGAGGGAGGGUUUUGAAGGAGUUUAGUGAGAACAAUGAGAAAAAGGUGUUGUUGAUGUCAUUGAAAGCUGGGGGUGUUGGUUUAAAUUUGACUGCAGCAUCUCAUGUUUUCAUAAUGGAUCCAUGGUGGAAUCCUGCAUCAGAGGAACAAGCCAUAAUGCGAAUCCAUCGGAUUGGCCAGAAACAAAGGGUUUGUGUGAAAAGAUUCAUUGUUAAGGAAACAGUGGAGGAGAGGAUGCAAGAGGUCCAAGCAAGGAAGCAAAGGAUGAUAGCAGGAGCCCUCACUGAUGAGGAAGAGAGAUCUACUAGGCUGGAGGAUCUCAAAAUGCUUUUUAGAUAGAACUCAGUAGAGUUGUCCAUAUUUAUGUCUUUGUUUUGUUAGAGAGGAGAAAGUAAAUACAUAUGUAAAUAUAUGCAGGAAUGAUAUGGAAAUGUUUUGCAGCUUAAACUAUGCUACUAAGCAUAUAAAAAUAAUGAAAAGCCAUUAAAAUCUUCA